AUGCCGAAGGUCGGCAGGCGGCGCACGAGGGGGAAUCCGGAGAAGGAGAGGGAGGCCAAGAAGAGAAGCCUGCCAGAGGUGGCCUCUCCCGGCGCACCGCAUGGCCGGGCUUCAGCCAUGUUUGCCGCCUUUGAGGGGGGCGAUGCCCCUCAAACCGAAGAUCGUGUCUACGAUGUGGUUGAGUUCGUGACGGAGGAAUCCCCGGGUCCACCCAUUCCUCUGAUCCAUGAACCCUACAUCCCGGACGAGCUAGCUUCCCACCCGGGCAUACACCACGCUUUCGAGCUUGCCGAAGCUAAAUACAAUGCAGAAGAAGACCAGCGGUAUGCUCUAUUCACGAUGGCUCGCGGCCCUCCACACUCGUGUCUGUUCAAUGAGCGUCGGCUUCUUCCAGUCCGUGAAAAUGCAAAGAACGCCGUGCUUCUUGCCUCCGGAUCUGUUGUCAGGCUCUCCUCUUCUCUCGGCCGUGUGCCACUGAAUAAGUGCUGUGGGUUGUGGUUCCAACAGGAUGAAGAGAAGAAAACUGCCAUUGUUUUGACGUCCGCACAUCUGGUCCGCAAACAGGAUCCCUCCAUGAUGGACCAGUGGACAGGAAAAUAUCACCGUGAUGCUCGGGUCGUUGUUCACUUGCUUGAUGGCACAACUGCAAGGGGCAGUCUCCUGUACCUCCAGGAGCAUUAUGAAAUUGCUCUUUAUGAGGUUACAAUGCACAAACCUAUUGAGUUGCCCACUUUUAAUGACACGGUGCAUUCGGGUCAAGAUGUUUUCAGACUUGGAAGAGAUGAUGAAAGUUUGGAUUUGAAGAUAACUCAUGGUAGGGUGGAAUACAAAAUCCCAGUCCGACAUGAGAGAUGCCACUACCUGUAUUUUUCCUCUGAUGAAUCUCGUCACCGUAUGUUGCAUGAUGAUGGAGGGCCUAUCAUUGAUUUAGAAGGGAAGGUUGUGGGACUGGUUAACAAUCAUAUAAAUGAGACUUUUGUGCCUUCCUGCAUAUUGCACAAAUGUUUGGAUUUCUUGAGUUUCAAGUGCAUGCCUCGACUGCAUCUUGGAAUGACCUUUACUACCAUCAAGCUUUUAGACCCUGUUUGUAUCGAGAGGAUGAAGCGUAAGCAUAACAUUGAGUCCGGUCUCAUUGUUCAACAGGUGUCAAAAGGAUCGCAUGCCGAGAAACUGGGAAUCCGCAAAGGUGAUGUUAUUGAAGGUUUUCAUGGAAAAUACGUUUCUACGACAAUUGAGUUGGAGAACAUGUUGGUUGACUUAUGCUGGGAUCAUUUUGAUCAGAGGAAUAAAUUAUAUGCAGCAAAAGACGUUUCGGUUCUAAUAUUUAAUGCUGCCAAACUUUGCCGAAGAACUAGAAAUUUGACUGUAGUUGUAUCAGAUUGUGGAGAGGAUAUUAUAGAAGGCACUUAUCCUAUCACCAUUGAAGAAUAA
Molecule: messenger RNA, 1431 nt
Organism: Hordeum vulgare subsp. vulgare (domesticated barley)
Lineage: Eukaryota; Viridiplantae; Streptophyta; Magnoliopsida; Poales; Poaceae
Exons: 11
Coding region: 1-1431 (476 amino acids)
Molecular function (GO): protein binding
Source: RefSeq, a predicted model, not a curated record